ACCACGAGAAGCUAAAGAGUGCGGCAGGUUUGUUUGCGCUUGCAUUGUUUACAUUUAUUGUGAUACAACUAAUUGGAUUUUUACAUGGUAUACAGUAGAGCAUUUUGCAUAUUCAGGAGUGGUCUGACUUUGAAGAACGAUGCUACGGAGAUUUUUUACUCUCAUGUGGUCAGUCCGGUGCAGGAUGCUCAGAGCAACGCGUCUCUGAAUCGCGCGCGCUCCGGUGGAAGAGGCUUCACAGCGCAAGAGAGAGAACGAAUUCCAGUCGGCUGCAGAGAGCUGCGAUCCACAAAGUACAUCUCCGAUGGCCAGUGCACCAGCAUAAACCCUGUUAAGGAACUGGUGUGCACAGGACAGUGUCUUCCAGCUCAGAUGCUGCCCAACUGGAUCGGCGGAUAUGGUAGGAAGUUCUGGAACCGCCGAAACAGUCAGGACUGGCGCUGCGUGAACGACAAAACCCGGACCCAACGGAUUCAGCUCCAGUGUCAGGAUGGCAGCACCAGGACCUACAAGAUCACAGUGGUGACCUCCUGCAAAUGCAAAAGAUACACAAGACAGCACAACGAAUCGGGGGUCAAGUCUGAGGGAUACGCUCAUACCCAGAUAAAAAAGCAAAAGAACAAAGGGGGCACCAGGACGGAAAGCUAAAUGAGGCUGUGCUCGGACUGAGCUAGAUUUUUCCUUUUAAAAGAACUCAAUAUGAACGAGACAGCUUGUGACGUCAGCUCACAGGAGCACUGAACUUUCUUUGUGCUGCCUUUGAGAGCAAGUGUAGGGCUCUGAGUUCACUGUGAAACCAGAUGUCCACUGCAGUCUUUGGAAAGAAGAGAAAAUAAAGACUAAAUCUCAUCACCAAUAUAAUCUCAAUCAACAUGCAGCGAGUAGUGAAGACCUGUCCAUUAUAACGUCAAAGAGACUGACUAUGACAACUGCAUAUUACAUUACAAAUAUGGUUUUUGUCGUCACUGCUUGAUAUGUGUGGUAAUCACUUGCUGUGGUAUAUACUGUAAAGGUCAUUGCACACUGAGUCUGAAAUUUUUGCACGUUAAAAAAUAAAUACGACCUCACGUUGUGUCAAUCACAUUUACAUUACACUGCCUCCAAAACUUUCGUCUGUCGUAAAAAAACUAUUCGGAUCAGGUUUGAUUUUCUGCAUUUUCACAUCCUUAGCAUGCAUUUUGAUAGGAAACGAUGAGGAAUACGAAAAAACGGGAAAAUGCACGCGAAAAUUUCGGACUCAGUGUGCAGUGACCUUUAGUCUUUGUGUUCAGCGACAAUAAUAGCAGUUCUCAAACCCGGGAAAUGCAUAGCUACAUGUAAAUUAAAUGUCUGUACAUAUACAUAUGCAAUUGUUUAUGUAAUUGAUUGUUUUGCUGGACCUUUAUGUGUAAUUUUGUGACGUAUAAGCUGAUGUAAUGUAUUUUGCCUUGACUUUGCUUUGCCUUUGAAACAUUUUUAAUUUGUGCAAGCAUUAUUCAGACAAAGAUAUUGCACUAUAGUGACAAUGCUCACAUUGGCUAUUAUGGUGUAAAAGCAUUAAAAUUAAAACAUC
Molecule: messenger RNA, 1552 nt
Organism: Onychostoma macrolepis
Lineage: Eukaryota; Metazoa; Chordata; Actinopteri; Cypriniformes; Cyprinidae
Gene: sostdc1a
Product: sclerostin domain containing 1a
Exons: 3
Coding region: 85-648 (187 amino acids)
Biological process (GO): negative regulation of BMP signaling pathway; negative regulation of Wnt signaling pathway
Molecular function (GO): BMP binding
Source: RefSeq, a predicted model, not a curated record